AUGUCCGGCAAAUCUCCCCGCUUUGCGCCGUUCGGCGAGCAUCUCCGAUCUUCCAUGAUCAAGGAUUAUUAUCCUUACUACAUUGCGUACGACGAUCUGAAGAAAGCCCUCAAGACCGACUUCGUCACCCAACCCACCCCCGAGAACACCAAGCCCGCUCGCAAGGAAUGGACCGAGGAUGAUGAGACUCGCUUUGUCACACUGCUCGAAUCCGAGCUCGAGAAGGUCUUCCUAUUUCAGAAGCGGAAAUCCGAGGAAAUCGUCGAACGGAUUCAGACUAGUGAGGAAGAAGUGAACGAUGUGGUCUCUCGCUUGGAGGACAGCAACAAUAGCCGCCGUCAGAGCGGUCGCCCGUCAAGGCCCGCCCCAACUGACGAGGACUUCCUCGAGCUGGAGCAGGUCCUUUCCGACAUCAUUGCCGAUGUGCACGACUUGGCCAAGUUCACGCAAUUGAACUACACUGGCUUCCAAAAGAUCAUCAAGAAGCACGACAAAGAGACGAAAUGGUACCUGAAGCCCGUCUUUGCCGCCCGACUCAAUGCCAAGCCCUUCUUCAAGGACAACUACGAUGCCUUUGUGGUGAAGCUCUCCAAGCUCUACGAUCUGGUUCGCACCAAGGGUAACCCAGUGACGGGCGAUUCAUCCGCCGGUGGGAAUCAGCAGAACUUUGUGCGCCAAACGACAAAAUACUGGGUGCACCGUGACAACAUUACCGAAUUGAAACUCGUCAUCUUGAAACAUCUGCCUGUGUUGGUUUUCAAUGCGAGCAAAGAAUUUGAGGAGAAGGACACAGCAAUAUCCUCCAUUUAUUAUGACAACCCCGAAACUUGGGAGCUCUACCAGGGUCGUCUCAAAAAGACAGAGGGCGCCGAGGCAAUCCGUCUGCGUUGGUACGGUGGCAUGGAAAGCGAUCAGAUCUUCGUGGAGCGCAAGACCCAUCGGGAAGACUGGACGGGUGAAAAGUCCGUCAAGGCCCGCUUCUCUCUCAAAGAGAAGAAUGUCAAUGCUUUCUUGGAUGGUCGUAUGACAGUCGAGCAAGUCUUUGACAAGAUGCGCAAGGAGGGGAAGAAGAGUCCCGCAGAGAUCAAUGAUCUGGAACAGCUGGCCCGCGAGAUCCAAUACCGCGUCAUCACGCGCCGCCUCGUUCCCGUCACACGUACUUUCUAUCACCGAACCGCGUUCCAGCUGCCUGGCGACGCCCGCGUGCGUAUCUCGCUGGAUACGGAGUUGACUAUGAUCCGCGAGGACAACCUGGACGGUCGUCGUCGUGCUGGCUCUAAUUGGCGCCGUAUGGACAUUGGUGUCGAUUGGCCCUUCUCGCAGCUCCCUCCCGAGGAUAUCGAUCGCUUCCCGUACGCUGUUUUGGAAGUCAAGCUGCAGACCCAGGCUGGACAGGAGCCUCCGCAGUGGAUUCGAGACCUCACGGCCUCUCAUCUGGUCGAGGCCGUGCCCAAAUUCAGUAAAUUCAUCCAUGGUACCGCCACCCUCUUCCCCACUCGUAUCAACCUUUUGCCUUUCUGGUAUCCCCAGAUGGACACGGACAUCCGAAAGCCUCCCACCCGCCGCUACGGUAUCCAUCGGCCUACCGGAAGCACGGCACUUUCCCCUAUGGAUGAAGAUUCGGACGAUGAGGAAACCCCACAGACGACCGAGACUCCCACCUUGAAUGGUUCCCGCGAGGGAUCCGAUGAUCGUUACUUGUUCACAGAGACGAACGGCAACGAGCUCGAUAUUGAAGAGCGCAUCGCCGCACGUCCGCUUCCUGGCGACGAAGACUACCCGCUAUACGACUCGGAUGAUGAAUAUGACACUGUGGACACCGAGGAGCUGGAAGAAGCACGCCGCAUCGGUGGCGCGUACUAUGCUGAGCAACUGGUGAAACACUACGCACGCAAGACCGGACGGACGAUUAUGCAAGGCCUCUGGGCAUUGGUUCCCCGGCCUCGAGCAACAGAAAUGCCUCCCCAAGAAGCGCGUGGUAUCCAGGUUCUUGGAACACAGCGUAGACUGCAACGAUUCCAAGCGCCCCCUGGCAAGAAAAUCUUUGUGCCUGUCCGCGUUGAACCCAAAGUCUACUUUGCCGCCGAGCGCACCUUCCUUUCCUGGCUUGAAUUCUCCAUCAUCUUGGGCGGUAUUGCCGCCACACUCCUCAACUUUGGGGUCGACACGGUGUCCCUGAUCAGCUCCUGGGCAUUUACCAUUUUGGCUGCCGGAGCACUUUUUUAUUCCCUCAUGCUGUAUAUCUGGCGCGUGGACAAGAUCCGCAAGCGCCGUGACGUCAAGCGUGUCUAUUACGAAAAAUGGGGACCGACUGUUGUGAGUGUCGGCCUGGUGACUGUGGUGCUAAUCAACUUUGGUUUGCGGGUCAAGGCGGGUGGAUUUAUGGCCGGCAAGUCGCCCCUGGAUGGGCACCCUCGUCAUGGUGGUGAACUUUAA
Molecule: messenger RNA, 2436 nt
Organism: Penicillium oxalicum
Lineage: Eukaryota; Fungi; Ascomycota; Eurotiomycetes; Eurotiales; Aspergillaceae
Gene: vtc4
Product: putative vacuolar transporter chaperone (Vtc4)
Exons: 4
Coding region: 1-2436 (811 amino acids)
Biological process (GO): vacuole fusion, non-autophagic; vacuolar transport; microautophagy
Cellular component (GO): fungal-type vacuole membrane; vacuolar transporter chaperone complex
Source: RefSeq, a predicted model, not a curated record